Betta splendens (Siamese fighting fish) is the source of this 2382-nucleotide messenger RNA. RefSeq names its product ankyrin repeat and SOCS box containing 16 (gene asb16). Lineage: Eukaryota; Metazoa; Chordata; Actinopteri; Anabantiformes; Osphronemidae. Gene Ontology annotation, cellular component: axon initial segment; synapse; membrane. The record is from RefSeq and is a predicted model, not a curated record. The transcript is spliced from 4 exons. Gene Ontology annotation, biological process: intracellular signal transduction; neuronal action potential; negative regulation of delayed rectifier potassium channel activity. Gene Ontology annotation, molecular function: transmembrane transporter binding. Bases 750 to 2294 code for a protein of 514 amino acids.
AUUUCGACUUCAUUAGCUAUUAAUGGAUUGUUUGUCGUCGGAUCCGCAUUUUUAUAUGUUUCACACUUCUUUUAAAUUAAUGUCUUAUUGUAUACUUUUAAUUACCUCGCUGCAUGUUCAGAUUUGGGAAGCAAAUACAAUUAAUGUAAGUGUUAAUGCUAUUUUCAUCCGUCUUAUUGUAUGAUUGUCAGCGUUUCUAAAGCCAUUCUCAACACAGAUGGACGUGAAAAGCUUAACAGGUUUUCAACACAACUAACACGUGGUGAAACGGCAAUAUCACCUGACAGGUUACGCUCAUAUUAAUGUGUCAGGUCCUAUUUGGGCUCACCGUUUCCUUCUUUGGUCUCCAAGAAUGGAAGUUAAAGCUGGAUCAGUUCUGCCACCUGGUGGUCGUGCUGGGUAAAACUGUGUCGUGUUACAUUCUGGGACAUUAAUAGACCGGCUUGUGCUGAAGGUUUAUUGGAACAACAACCGAACGAAAGGCAUUUAGUCUGAAGAUCCGUGUUUUAAAAAGAGAAACAGGACUAAUUUGAAAUAAAAGACUUUACAUGACUCCUGCUUGGAUCCCGGUGCCCCACAGUUCCAGUGAAGGGUGAGUGAAGGUUGCAGUCUGGCAUUUCUGUAAAUAGUACAGACCAGCGCCUCUGAAAUAAGGGCCUGAGGCUAAUGUAGGAGCCUGCAACUCAGAUGAAACAGCACAGAAGCAUCUGCUCUCCUGCGUUUGCUCUUCUGGAAAGCCCGGCGCCGCCAUGUCAAAGGAGACGUUUCCCUUCACGUCGACCUCCCUGCGCUCCCUGAGGCUGGAGCAGGAGCACCAGGAGUGGGAGGAUGCUCGGCGACAGCUGGCCCGUAGGAGGUCCAUGAGCAGGGCCCCGCGGGCCCGGGCCCCACGCCUCCCUCCCAGUCGGCAGCGGCUCCAGGAGGUCCGGGCCCCCCCGCCCCCGGUCCGGUGCCGGGACCCGGCCGUGCACAACACCUUCAUGUGCGGAGACAUGAGGGGCGUGUACGCCGUCCUGAAGGACAGCGCCAUGGUCAACGCCGUGAUGGAGACGGUGCACGAGGAGAUGGUGUGGACCCCGGAGAUGGGUACGGACGCUCAGGGCGCGUGUCUCGUGGCGCCGCAGGUAAGGCUCAGCGUAACCCGCCACUGUCGCCCCGCCAGGGAUGUGGACGCUGAGCUCCAAGGUGAGGCAGACGUCUGCGCUGCGCCUGGCCGCCAGCAGGGGGCGCGCGGGCUGCGUGGAGGAGCUGCUGUUCCGCGGGGCCGAGGUCAACGACGACCCCGGGGGGUCCACGGCGCUCCACGACGCCUGCGCGGGGGCCCACGCCGCCUGCGUCCAGCUGCUGCUCUCCCACGGAGCGGACGCCGACCUGUUAGCGGCGGACGGCAGCGCCCCGCUCCACCUCUGCGCCUCCGCCCAGUCGCUCCAGUGAGCGGUGGUAGUGCUGGUCUGUUACGGCAAGCAGAUGACGUCAUUAGUAACGCGUGCUCUCCUUUUCCCAGCUGUGCCGAGCUGCUGCUAGACGCAGGUGCCGAUGUCAGCGUGAGGACGACGCAGUCGAGGCUCACGCCGCUGCACGUCGCGGCGCGGCGCGGCCUCGAGGAGCACGUGGAGCUGCUCCUGAGCCACGGCGCGGACGUGUUGGCCACCAAUCAGGAGGGGGAGACCCCCCUCAACGCCGCGUGCUCCGGGGCCGACAGGCCGUCUGAGGCCGGCCGCUAUCUACGCGUGGUCCAAAGGCUGCUGCACGCGGGCGCUGACCCCAGAACAGCGGGCAGGAAGCGGCACACGCCGCUGCACAACGCGUGCGCCAACUGCAGCCCCAGGAUCGUGGAGGUGCUCCUGCGGCACGGAGCGAGGGCCGACGUGGCCAACUGUGCAGAUUACACGCCCCUGGACUGUCUGCUGCAGGUGGUUGAAGAUUACCCGGACCAGCAGCCUGAAGCAGUAGCGCGGUCCCUUCUGAACCACGGAGCCAGGCCUGUUCCACCAGAGAUGUUGAGGCAGUGCGUCCCGUCUCCCGCCACCCUGGAGGUGCUGCUGAACGCCUACACGUCCGUUCCUCCCUGCGAGUGGAUGGACUCUCUGUCUGCGCAUGCGUACGAGGACCACCGGCCGUUCCUGGACCUGGUGCGCGAGCGGAGCGGCCAGCCGCGCUCCCUGCAGCACCUCGGCCGAUGCGCUCUGCGGCGCCUCUUAGGAGCCCGCUGUUACGUCACCGUCAGCCAACUGGACAUUCCUCCAUCUGUGAGGGAGUACGUGCUGCUGAGGAAUGACGGGACUCUGCAGUAACGACUAGUUAAUCUAAGAUGACGUUUGUAUGAACUGACAUUUGUUUUGCCAACUUUAAAGUAUAUUAAAUAAACUUUUUUUGAAUAUG